Molecule: messenger RNA, 2742 nt
Organism: Zasmidium cellare ATCC 36951
Lineage: Eukaryota; Fungi; Ascomycota; Dothideomycetes; Mycosphaerellales; Mycosphaerellaceae
Product: glycosyltransferase family 2 protein
Exons: 3
Coding region: 1-2742 (913 amino acids)
Cellular component (GO): cell periphery; cell septum
Molecular function (GO): chitin synthase activity
Source: RefSeq, a predicted model, not a curated record
AUGGCCUACCAAGGAGGCAGUGGCUACAACGACGGCCAGCGCCUGCAUGACUUGCCUCACGAACAUCAAUCCUAUCAUCAGCCCCCACACCACGACAGCGACGACGAGCAGGAGCGCUCCCUGUUGCAUUCCAACCCCACCGGUCCUUUCCAGGGCCCCUUCGACGAGCCCACAAGCCGCGCUGGCACUCCAGGUGGCCACGACCCAAAGGCAUACAGCUUGGAAGAGUCUUACGUGGGCGCUGGAGGACACCCAGCUCCAGCAUACAAUGGCUACCAAGAGUACAGCGGCGUGACUCUGGAAGACCCAGGCUACGGCGGACCUGACCGUGUCCCCAGCCCUUACUCGAGAAGCGAGACUGGCAGCACUGAGGCAUGGAGACAGCGACAACAACCCGGCGGCGCAGGUGCUGCCGGGGGCCUGAAGCGAAAUGCCACGCGUAAGGUCAAGCUUGUCCAGGGUGCAGUCCUGAGCGCAGACUAUCCAGUACCAUCAGCCAUCCAGAAUGCCGUACAGGCCAAGUACAGAAAUGACUUGGAGAGCGGUAGUGAGGAGUUCACACACUUGCGGUAUACCGCAGCCACGUGCGACCCCAACGACUUCACGCUGAAGAACGGCUACAACCUCAGACCAGCCAUGUACAACAGACAUACUGAGCUGCUGAUCGCCGUCACCUACUACAAUGAGGAUAAGACGCUGACGGCACGUACGCUGCAUGGCGUGAUGCAGAACAUCCGCGACAUCGUCAACAUCAAGAAAUCGGAAUUCUGGAACAAGGGAGGCCCUGCGUGGCAGAAGAUCGUUGUGUGCAUGGUCUUCGAUGGAAUCGACCCUUGCGACAAGGGUACGCUCGAUGUGCUGGCCACCAUCGGUAUCUACCAGGACGGUAUCAUGAAGAGGGACAUUGACGGAAAGGAGACGGUCGCACAUAUCUUUGAGUACACCACACAGCUGUCGGUCACGGCCAACCAGCAGCUCAUUCGGCCAUUGGACGAUGGCCCAUCCACUCUCCCGCCAGUGCAGAUGAUGUUCUGUCUGAAGCAGAAGAACAGCAAGAAGAUCAAUUCUCACAGAUGGCUCUUCACUGCUUUUGGUCGCAUCCUCAACCCGGAGGUCUGCAUCCUGCUCGACGCCGGUACCAAGCCAGGCCACAAGGCUCUACUCGCUCUUUGGGAGGCCUUCUACAACGACAAAGACCUCGGAGGUGCUUGUGGUGAGAUUCACGCACUGCUUGGCAAAGGCUGGAAGAACCUACUCAAUCCUCUGGUCGCCAUCCAAAACUUCGAGUACAAGAUCUCCAAUAUCCUGGAUAAGCCGCUGGAGUCGUCUUUCGGCUACGUGUCCGUGCUUCCAGGUGCCUUCUCCGCCUACAGAUUCCGUGCCAUCAUGGGUCGACCCCUGGAGCAGUACUUCCACGGUGACCACACACUUUCGAAACAGCUCGGUCCUAAGGGUAUCGAGGGGAUGAACAUCUUCAAGAAGAACAUGUUCUUGGCCGAAGAUCGUAUCCUGUGUUUCGAAUUGGUCGCCAAAGCUGGAAGCAAAUGGCAUCUCUCCUACGUGAAGUCAUCCAAGGGUGAGACCGAUGUGCCAGAAGGUGCCCCAGAAUUCAUCGGCCAGCGUCGACGAUGGCUGAACGGAUCCUUCGCUGCUACUCUCUACUCGCUCAUGCACUUCGGCCGCAUGUACCGUUCUGGACACAACUUGCUGCGCAUGUUCUUCUUCCACGUUCAACUCAUCUACAACAUCGCGACUGUGACACUCUCCUGGUUCUCUUUGGCUUCUUACUACCUCACCACGAGUGUCAUCAUCGACCUUGUCGGAACCCCAGGCUCAAGCAACAAUCAGCGCGCUUUCCCAUUCGGCAACACCGUCACCCCCGUCCUCAACACCAUCGUGAAAUACAUCUACCUGGCCUUCCUCCUGCUGCAAUUCAUCCUCGCUCUGGGUAACCGGCCAAAGGGUAGCAAGUGGUCUUACAUUGUGUCGUUCACGGUCUACGCCAUCAUCCAGUUCUACAUCAUCGUCGACUCCUUCUACCUGGUUGUCCACGCCUUCACGAGUGGCGACGGCUUUGAUACCGACAGCGCUGGAGACUUCGUCAAAUCCUUCUUCUCCUCCACUGGGCCUGGUAUCGUCGUCAUCGCGCUCGCGGCCACCUUCGGUCUCUACUUCGUUGCUUCCUUCCUUUACCUGGACCCGUGGCACAUGUUCACCUCAUUCGGCCAGUACAUCCUGAUGAUGACCAGCUACAUCAACAUCCUCAUGGUCUAUGCAUUCAGUAACUGGCACGAUGUUUCUUGGGGUACCAAGGGUUCCGACAAGGCCGAUGCACUGCCCUCUGCGACGACUCAGAAGGGCGCUGACGGUAAAGCUACUGUUAUUGAGGAAGUCGACCUGCCACAGGCGGACAUCGACAGCCAGUUCGAGCAAACCGUGAAGCGCGCCCUCACUCCGUAUGUUGCUCCCAAGGAAGACACCAAGAAGACACUCGAGGAUUCGUACAAGUCUUUCCGUACUCGCCUCGUCACUUUCUGGAUCUUUUCGAACGCUCUUCUCGCAGUUGCCAUUACAUCGGACAGCUUCGACAAGUUCGGUUUCUCUACAGGUGCCACGGACAGGACUGCCAACUUCUUCAGAGCUUUGCUUUGGGCAACUGCUGCUCUGUCCUUCAUCCGCUUCAUCGGAUGCGUGUACUUUUUGUUCAAGAGCGGAUUGCUCUCAUGCUGCGCGAAGCGGUAG